CCCAGCCGGCCGCGGCGCCGCAUUUUCUCCCCGUCCGGUACUAGCCACGCCCCAUCUUCUCCCCGAUCCAGCAGCAGCCACAUUUCCCCAUCUUCUCCCCUGUCCAGCGGCUAGCACCCACGCGUCGCCGUCCGGCCGUCCGGCCGCCGCGUCGGACCUCCUCGCCCGCAUCUGCCGCCGCGAGCCGGCGCGCUCGUCCCUACCCCUCGACCUCGAGGGGUAGGCCAGCAUUCCCUCCGUCCGGCCGCCGCGUCGCAGCUUCUCCCCCAUCCGGCAGAUGCGGCGUCGCCUCCGCUCCGUCCACGUCCGGCAGCGGCAGCCACGCCCCUGUCCCCGCGCGCACUGUUUCCCACGCAUGGCGAGCGGGCGGCGGCCGUAGGGAUUUGGGGGUUUCUCCGUUCGCGUGCAGCGGUGGUUGGGAUUUGGGGAUUUCUCCUUCCGUGCGUCUCUGCACCCUCCUCCUCCUCCUCCCCCACGCCGUGAUCCAACGGCGCCACCUCUGAUGGCCGAGGAGCAUCCUGCAGAUGCAGCACAUUGGAUGGCCGAGCAGCACAAUGCGGCCAUCAUCACCAGCCCACUGCACGACGACGAUCUGCUCGAGAGGAUCCUGAUCAGCCUCCCGGGGGCGGCGUUCCUAGCCCGCGCCGUGCCCGUCUCCGACCGCUGGUGCCGCGUCAUCUCCGACGAGGGCUUCCUCAAACGCUUCCGUUUCAGCCACCCGUCGUCGCCCCUCGUCGGCGUAUUCGUGGACAACAAAAACGAGCGCAUCCCCCGCUUCCACACCGGCAUCACCACCGCCAACCCCGGCAUCGCCUCCGCGGUGCGCCGCACCGACAUCUGCCUCACCCGCCUCGACGAUGCUCUGCGGUGGCGCCUCCGGGACUGCCGCAAUGGCCACCUCCUCCUCUCCGGAUCCGACGGUUCACUGUGCAUCUAUGACCCGCUCUCCGAGCGGCGUGUGCCCAUCGGCCCGCGCACGCAUCUUGACCAGCGCUGGAAGUGCCUCGGCGACUGCUUGCUUGACGGCCUUGCCCGCCAUAUGGUCUCCAUGGAGCAACGCGGCCAACAGACGCAUGCCGAGGAGUCCUUCCGCGUCAUAUCCUUGCAGUGGCAGAGCAACUCCAGAUUCAAUGUACGAGCCGUUGAGUAUAACUCCGGCACGCUUGAGUGGCGCGUCCACCCACAGACUGGGUGGACGAAGGUUCAGUUGACGAAAUUGCAAUUGAAGGCAAUGUAUGCAGCCGGCCACAUAUUCUGGCAAACUGAUGUCGCCAGAUUGCUGGUGCUAGACACGAGCUCCAUGGAGUUCUCAGAGCACGGUGUCCCAUGGGAGAUAGUCUCUACCAGUUGGGCCAUCGGAGAGCUCCGAGACGGCAAGGGCUGCCUCGUGUGCCUCCAAGGCCUCAAUAGCUCGUUCGGCAAAGAUGGCCUCAUAGUGGAGGAACCUCUCCGCCUGGAAGUCUGGGCACUAAAGAAGGAGGAGGAGGAUAAGCAAGCUAAAUUUUGUUGGAAGUGCGAGAAGGGUGUCCGGGUGAGCGAGAUGCUCCCGGAGGACGCUCGUGUGUACAAAGUCCACAAGGUCAUCAACGGACUAGCGUUAAUUGGCUGCACCAAGGGCUCCUAUGCUAUUGACUUGCAGACCAUGACUCUGUUGUCAAAGUUUGAGUCUGGUGGAGAUAUUUAUCCGUACCAGAUGUCGUGGCCACCUGCUGUGCUGGCUGCUGCUACUAGUGUGGUAUCCAGGCAUUUGGGAGCCAACCUGUCUAAUGAAGACAGUGUUCAGAUUCCUAGCAAGAACAUGGAUGGCCGAGAAGGCACCUCUUCUGGUGGAUCGGAAUCUGCAUCUCUCCAAAGUCAACUUCAGGUGGAAUCCCCUAAUGUCAGUGGAUCUAGUGGUAUUGAGGAUGCGUCAUGUGAUGAUGAUAACCAGCGUGCAUUGGCGUCUCUGGGUAUUGGAGAUGCAGUACACACAGAUCCAACAACAGCGGCAGCCAUCAAUGCCGUAAAUUCUCAUGCCAGCGAAGAAGAAACUGGUGGCUGGGCAUCUGACGGAAGAACAAAGCUAACUACAACUCUUGAGAAAGUAGCACAAGAAGUACACAUCAGCCAGACUCCUUUGAGUUCAGAGCAGAAGUACACAUCAGCCAAGCCUUUUAGGGAAGUCCAUGAGCAGAAGAAACGUUUCGCACGGAGAUUCACUGGGUGUCGCGAGGAGUUUUCUUCAAAGAAUAAAAGGAAGAUUCAUGAGGGAUCUAGUGCUCACGUCGAGCUUUCCACCAAUAGGAUUAAUUGUGUCAGCACCUCUCCUGCCGGUGGACCAGAAGCCCAUGAAGAGCCCAGGCCCACACAAGUGGUGGGCCGUCGCACAAGCAACCGACCACGUAAACCGAACAAGCUAAGACAUAAAUGUACCAAGCAUUACAAGGAACAACAUGAGCAGGGGAGAAGAAAGGACAUAUCAACAGAGAGCCUUACACAUAUGUGCUGGAGACACAGCAUUGCAGUCUGCACAAGUCUGAAUCUUUUGUGCUUGUGCAGUAUUUUUUGCACAUGUUCUCUGGAUACAGUUGCAGCAGUGUUAAGGAUGUAACAUGAACUGAUUUCUUUUGGAUCCUGUAGAUUUUGCAGGCAUUUCAAUAUCUUAAGACAGGUUAGCAUCACAUGUUGUUGCCUGUACUGUAGUGAAACAACAUUUAAUGAUCUAGGCACUGCAUAAUUGUUAUACAUUCAUAUUGCAAGCUCCCAUAUCUUAGAACAGCUGCAGGAUGUCAAGGACAAGGAUGUGGCUCUACCACUGAAGAAGCCUAGCAGCAACCGGAGCUUGACUGGUUCGAGAAAUUUGGCGCCAGUCCACGUCGAGUUGGCUACAUCAUAACACGGCACCGCAAAGAUGUUCAGUUGACUGUUGCAGGUGUAAUAUGUCAGGUUCUUGGUAAGGGUGACCAGUGAAGAGUAAGUAUGCAUAAUCUUUGGUUAUGUUCGCAGCUUCUAGCCUCUGGGCCAUGCACAGGUUGUAUCGAUCCAGUUACAGGAGUGUAUGUGGUGGUCGUUUUGUAUAUGCUGGAAUUAUAUGAAGUAGUAUGCUGAGUUUAACACUGUAGCGUUGCUUAAUUACAUCAAGUUGGUAUUAUCAUCGUGGAUUGUAGCAUCGAUCAAUGUUCAGAAUUAAUAUGGUUCUGCUACUAGUGUUCAUUGACUGUCAGCACAUUGCUCUUCUGAAACACAAGUGGACGAACUGUUAAAAAGUUUCCAGUGCACCUGUGACGUAGUUUCCCCGCACAUUCAGUUAUCCAUGUUUUGGAUUUUACCACAGUAUUUUAUACCUCCUGGCCUUGGUUGGUCAGAGUCUCUAAUUUCCUACAUGUUUGCAGGUUUUGUUACAAUUUAGUGAGGUAAUUAAUGAGAAGUGGAUUAUGGUUGCAGGUAUGAUCUAUGCUUUCAUGGCAAAUCCCGAACCUCUUUUAAGUCAUAUGUUUGCACUAAGUUUUUUUAGUUUGUGUCCCAACAUAUUUUCCUAAUUUUAUCUUAUUGGACAGGUGAUAUUUGCAUAAAUCCAUCAUUGUUCUCAAUUAUUAUUUAAAAAAUUGGCUACUCACCUUCCUAUAUAGUUCAAGUCCCUUAAUCCGUUCCUUGUCCAAGUAGAUGCUUGUAGUUGAACCACUCUGAUAUACAAGGAUACAGUACUGAAGAGUGGUUCAACUACUCCUUGUCCAAGCAGAUGCUUGUAGAUGCUUGUAGUUUGAACCACUCCUUGUCCAAGCAGAUGGACUCUCUGUCAGUAGUUGAUUGCCUGUUCUGUAGUUGCAAGAGAUCUACUUAGGCUGCAUGCCCAACAUGUACUUCCUCUAUCCCAUCUUUCCCUAAUAAUAAUAAAGCACGGAUUGACUCCGUGGGUUCACUGUCACAAUACUACAUGGUCUACCGGAUCGCUACAAGCACGUGCUACAGUGUAAAGAGGUCAGCAGGUACAUCUUCCUUUUUUCUCGAAAAGGCACAAGUGUGCAUACUAUAUAUACUAGUAGAAAAGGGGGCAAUGGUCCAGGCCGGGUCAGCCCAUUAUUCCCGGUUCAAUCCAGAACCGGGACCAAUGGGGGCAUUGGACCCGGUUCGUGAGCCCCGGGGGCCGGCCGGGCCACGUGGGCCAUUGGUCCCGGUUCGUCUGGACC
This is a messenger RNA of Triticum aestivum (bread wheat), 4166 nucleotides long. RefSeq lists its product as uncharacterized. Bases 503 to 2590 code for a protein of 695 amino acids. The transcript has 8 exons. Gene Ontology annotation, molecular function: protein binding. NCBI's taxonomy places the organism in Eukaryota, Viridiplantae, Streptophyta, Magnoliopsida, Poales, Poaceae. The record is from RefSeq and is a predicted model, not a curated record.